Molecule: messenger RNA, 899 nt
Organism: Tilletiaria anomala UBC 951
Lineage: Eukaryota; Fungi; Basidiomycota; Exobasidiomycetes; Georgefischeriales; Tilletiariaceae
Exons: 2
Coding region: 114-632 (172 amino acids)
Biological process (GO): respiratory electron transport chain
Source: RefSeq, a predicted model, not a curated record
CUAGCAUCUGCCUCUUACUGUUAUCGUGCCUGCACGCGCCCGCCUAGGCAGUAGCAGUAUUCCUAGCCGAUAUCAAACCUCUCACAUCAAGAAGAGCCAGGAAGAGCCCCAGGAUGUUGUCCACCCGUGUCCUGCAAUUCUCGCGUGCUUCGCGUGCUCUAGCUGGCUUGGGGGCGCCCAACUCGCUGCCGCGAGCACACCGCCUCCGCACGACCACAGGCAUCACGGGGCUCGCCGUGCAUCCCUCGCCGCUGCCCGCGCUUGCAGGAAUCUACAGCUCGACGCUGUCAUUGCUCAAGGCACUCCCCGAAAACUCGGUCUACCGCCAGAGUGCAGAGGCCAUCACGCAGCACAGGCUCGCCAUCGUCCAGAAACACUCGUCAACGCCAAAUGCAGCAGGCGCAUCAGAAAGCGCGAACGAGGAUGUCAUCCAGGCGAUAGAGCAGGAGCUCGAUUCUGGGUUGAUCGAGGAGGUCAUCCAGCAGGCACAGCACGAGGUGUCACUCGCCGCGAAGAUGAUCGAAUGGAAGAGCCAUGAGCCGCUUGAGCACCCACCGCCUGCCGGCCAAUGGCAGUACUUUAGCAUGGAAGAGGAGGCAGGCGAAGGGCAGGAGAGCGGCAACAAGGUGUAAUUUGUCGCUUUAGACAGACAGGACGCAUUCAUCGCGACCAUGAGCGAAAGCCAAACAAUCCUCAUGUUUGAUUCUUGGAGCCGUACCUUGUUAUGAUCCAGCCAAUCGCCGGUAUCUCACACACCAAGCUCGUUUGCGUCCGAGACCAUCAGCAUAAUUUGCUCGAAGGGUAGAUUAUGGUAUUGCAACAGACGGGAGACGGAAGAGAAUGAUCGAAAGUGGGGCAGAUGCGAUGCAUGCGAUAUGUGUAGGGUGAUGAAGAUUGCC